AACAUACACCUUGCUUUUAUUUCUUCCUAUCUCCAUCUCUCUCUCUCUCUCUCUCUCCCCCCAUUAUAUUUUCUCGCAGCAAACCCUAGUAGCAAUGGCAUCGGCACGCGCCCCAAAUUCGGGUUCAAAAUCGUUCGAUUUCGGCUCAGAUGAUAUUCUAUGUUCCCACGAGGAUUACGGAAAUCAGGAUGGAAAUAAUGGUAUCCACACCGAUCCUUCCAUUGCACCCAAUCCCUCCAAGGAGUUUAACAAAAGCAGAAUGGCGAGAUCAGCUGUUUUUCCUGCAUCAACCUAUAGUACACCUGAAGAAUCCUCAUUUAGUCAUGAUGUAAUCUCCACUGUUGAUAACACCAUGAAGAAAUACACUGACAAUAUCAUGCGUUUUCUUGAGGGAAUUAGUUCACGGCUGUCACAGUUGGAAUUAUACUGUUACAAUCUGGAUAAAUCAAUUGGAGAAAUGCAUGCCGACUGGGUUCGUGAUCAUGGAGAGGCAGAUUCCAAGCUCAGAUCUCUGGAGAAGCAUGUUCAAGAGGUGCACAGGUCUGUGCAGAUUUUAAGAGAUAAGCAGGAACUUGCUGAUACUCAGAAGGAGUUAGCCAAACUUCAGCUUGUACAAAAGGAUUCCACUUCAGCUAACACUAAACAGCAGAAUGAGGAGAGAACUUCUGCACCUGCUUCUGAACCUAAAAGUGCAGAGAACUCAUCAGAUUAUCAUGAUCAGCAGUUGGCACUCGCACUACCUCAUCAAGUAGCUCCGCAGCCCUCUCACCAUGCUCGGCCAGUUGAGCAUCAGCAUCCUUCAAUUGCACCCCAGUCAUCCAUGCCUCCACAGAGUAUGGCGCCAGUACAGGCAUACUGCUUACCUCCACAACAAAUGACCAAUAUCCCCCCACCACAACAAUCUCAAACUCAGUACCUGCCUGCACAAUCUCAAGUUCAAGACCUCUCCAGGAUGGCACCACAGCAGUCCCAGCCUCAGGGAAACAUGACGCCGCAGGUUCAGUCAUAUCCGCAGCAGUGGUCCCAGCAGCAGCCUGUUCAACAAUCCCAACAGUCAGCUAUGCCGCCACAGAUUAGAGCCUCCUCUCCAAUGGUUUACUCUCCCUAUCCUUCGGGUCAGCCAAAUCAAUCUCCUUCUGAAAUGGCUCCUGGAAGCAUGCACAUGCAGGUAUCAUUUGCAGGAGCAUCCCGACCUGGUUCGGCAGGUUCUGAUGGAUUACCUUAUGGGUACGGUGCUCCUCCUGCCAGGCCAAUCCAACAGCAGGUCCCGACACAACAACACAAGCCUGGAUACACAGCUCAAUCAGGAGAUGGUUACAUGCCUGGCGGGCCUCGUCCCCAACUUCCCCCUGGAAAUACAUACAUGGUUUUUGAUGGUGAAUCAGGAAGGGCGCAUCAUCUGCCUCCACAGCCUCAGUUCCAACAAAAUGUUUAUCCUCAGAAUAGCGUCCCUCCGCAAAAUCCACCUCGUGUUCCUAGCAGUAACAUGUUAGGCCCACCUCAGGCCAUGCGCGGCCAUCCUUACAGUGAGCUGAUAGAGAAGCUGAGCAGCAUGGGAUACAGAAGCGACCACGUUCUUGGUGUCAUUCAGAGGCUGGAAGAGAGUGGCCAGGCGAUCGAUUUUAAUGCUGUGCUUGACAGGUUAAACGGACACCCUGCUGGUACUCAGAGAGGAUGGUAAGCGCACUCAACCAACUUGCGUGCUCUGUGUGACUUUCAUGUAUUGAAUUAAUAAAGGAUUGUGAGAUGUCGCUCGCAUAAUUUCGUAUAUAUUGGGAUAAAGAGAUGCACUUUUAUCAGUAAUCUCUUUCUCAAGCGUUUGUGUGCUAAUUUGGAAGGGUGCUGCUACUCAGCUUUUGUGACAUGGUAGCCCUCAGUAGACUAUGGUUUGUUUCUCUACGUAGGUUAAACUGCUUGCGCUCCUUUUAUUUAUAUAUCGAUCUUUUGAGGAA
Salvia hispanica is the source of this 1952-nucleotide messenger RNA. RefSeq lists its product as uncharacterized. NCBI's taxonomy places the organism in Eukaryota, Viridiplantae, Streptophyta, Magnoliopsida, Lamiales, Lamiaceae. The record is from RefSeq and is a predicted model, not a curated record.